AUGGAACACAACAGCAGAAUGCGACACGCGAGAAUGAAUAUAGGAACAAUUGUGGUAUGUUUAAAUUUACAAAUUGACUCUUUAUCACAGAGAGAGAUCACUUUCUAACUGUUGGCGGUAUUUUCUGUUAGGGUAAAGGAUACCCAUACUUGAUCUAGGCUAUCCCUUUUUUGAUCUCUAAGAUUCAAAUUUAGCUGGAAAAGAAUUUAAACAGAAAGAAAACGUUGUAUUAUUGAUUUUUCUCAGACCAGGUUCAACAAAUUUGUGAAGAUAACACAAAUGUACUUUGUGCAGAUACAUAGAGAAUAAUACAUGGGUGCGUGUUAAUAUGGAAUUUCUCUUCGAGUGUUAAACUGAACAUCUCUCUCGUGAGCUAUCAAGUUAAACACUUGAUGAGAAAUUCCAUAUCUAGAAGCAACCAUGUAUUAUUUUGUUUAUCAUGUCAACACAAUAGCCCUUUACUGACAAGAAAAGCAGACUUCAUUAAUGAAUGAAAACAAAUGAUCGACAAUCCCCGAGUAACAAUCGUAGAGUGCGUUAGCGCUAACUCUUAAGAUGGAAAAAUGCGUUGAAGUAUGAUUACAAAAACAACAAUUUUCAAUUUACACAAUUCUCAUUUAUUGACUUUGUCCUUACCUACAGAAGAAGUCUUUCAGGUAAGUGGCCGAAAUCGGCCAUUGGCAAAUCUUCCAGUUGGCGAUUUUCAUUCUCAGUCGUGAGAAAUGCCAACACCAAAGCCACUGAGUACGUAACUUUCGGGUUUUUCUUUUUGUAUAUUGGUUUUUUCCCCUUCUAGGAAAGUUUGAACCUCACUGUCUUUCAGCGAUACGGAUUUUUAUAGUAUUUAGUCGCCAUGAUCCGAGAAAGUUCCAACAAACUAUCUUGUAUUAAUCGUGAAGACUUUGCCAAAGACGAGUGACGUGUGUUGUUAAGGCUUUUCUCAGAGCUGGAGAGCCCUGUAUAACACCGCUCUUUAUGUGAUAAAUACAUUUUUUGAUAGUAGCUACCCAUACCCAGCCGAUAGGAAGACUGGAGAUUGGGCAGAGGAAGUCUGGCUUUCUUGAUAGAUAAUCAUCACGUCACUAUUAACGAGAUAUCUUUCAAACUCGUCUGUGAUAUCAUUGGUAUUUGGUUAGUUUAGUCGACCUGCCCCAUCGCCAUUCCUCUGAAAAUUGUGGCUCACUAACUUUGUAGAGUCUGUAGCCUCUGAUGCUCAAUUCAUUGAGAUUUUUUCAUUUUGAAUUGUCAAAGAAUCGACAAAGAACCAUUGCCACCUGAUUACUAGACUUGCGUGGCCUAAACCAGUAAUUGAUAAUGUGUUGUGUACAAUGAAACCAUUUUGCUUUUGAUUACGUUGCCUUUAAAACUUUCAGGCUGGAGCUAGACUAAAGGAUUUUAAAAAGGAAUUUUACAAAGUUUCUUCUUACGUCGAUGGUUGUCAUCUUCCUGGGAACUGUAAACUUAAGCUUGAGGAGGUGCAAGUAGAGGAUCGCAUACCGCUACCAGGGCUUCAAACGCAAUAUCGACUCGAACCAGCUGAACACUGUGAAAGAGAGGUAUUCUUCUUGGCUUCAUUUUGCUAUGGUAAUGUACACGAGUUGACACAUUCUUCUUCUUGCGUGAUAUGGGGAUAAAAAUAGUUUUGAAGCAUUGUGUUGCGUCGUUUCAUGCUUUUAAAAAAAGUCGUAAAGACAGCGCUGUCAAAAACAUACAGGCUUGCGACAAAUCCUACAGAUCUAGCUAGGUUUCAAGUUGCCUUUCCAUAUUGAUGGGCCUUGUUUGUAAUAUUGCAUUAUUAAACAAGAACUGAACACAUUUGACAACUGAUACAUUUUUACAAUUUUAAGCUUGGUCAGACUAUAUGAGCUCGUACACCCCGUGAUCAAGCAGUUUUGACGACCGAAAAAUUAGGUUGUCUGUGGUUUGAAUACUUACGGGUGACUUAGAUGUUCUAUUAUUCUGUCGCUUUUGACAAAAACUGAACAUCUAUCUAUAUAUUUGUCAUGUUUCGUUAUAAGCCAACUGCUUUUAGUUGUCGUAACAUUUUUAAAUCGAGAAUUAGAAUUCUUAUGGCAAUCGUUAUACAAUAUUUAUAUGAGUAUCUGGGCAGAAUUUGUACCAUGACCGGAAUGACCCCGUGUACCAAUCCAAUCUUGAAGACGAAGUUUUGAUGUCCUUACGCAAGAUUAAAGAGAACAGGGAGACAGAUGAGAGUCCGAAGGCCGAUAUGUGGUGUCAUUUGGGGACCUCCAUCAUUACAGUACCUGAUGAAGGCAAUGUUCAUUCUAAUUUGAAUAUUUUGCAUCGAUGAAUAAUAAUUGAAUUAAGUGUCCUACCCGUUGAAAAGUUCUAUGCUCUCUUCAACUUCUUUUUCUUGUGGAUCUUACUUCGCUGUUUCUCCUUUGUUGUCCCCAAGGUGUUUCAUCGCUUCUUUUUCCUUCUUGUAUUUAGCCUCCCAUAAAAAAUUGUUCUAAGUCAUAAUUCAUCUUGCUGGCUAACCUGAUGUACUUCUCGGUGAGGUAGAAUCUAAGUAAUUUUUCAGCAUAAUUAUAAUCUGUAUGUCCGUCCUCUUGUUUCUCUUUUUUCAGAGGAUGUUGUCCAAAAAACGUGGGAUAUCGAAGAGAUUACGGACAAUUUUCAAAGGCCUAACGCUGGAGAAAAAAAAAGUUUCUUUUAGAGAAAGAGAUGAUAUUCAUGAGGACAUCUUAAAAAGAACUGGCCUCAAAGAGAUCACUGAAGAUAAUGAAUACAUCUCUAGAUAUGACCUAACGUAUUUGACGCCUUGUUUUUAUCAACUUAGAUGUAAGGUGAGUGCGAACAAUUUCUUCCUCUUUACGUUUUAUAACCGACGAGUGUGUUACGCUCGUCUAUUUCUUUUUCACUUUGAAUGUUGUAUGUUUUUAAUUCCUUUUAUUUCCCCUCCGUGCCACAUGAAUAUGAACAAAAAAAAAUUCACCUUUGUUGAAGUUUCGCUCCGUUUAGUCGACGUACAUUAACUCUCCCAAAGUGCGUCGUUCGCCGAAAAGUGAACUUACAAUGUUAGGAAUUCCAUCUAGGCAGUGGCUCAUGCUUAACGUGCUGUGUUUUUCUUCCUUAUCAAACAGGUGUGGGUGGCAAAGAGUAGCGUAAAGAAAAAGCUUGAAGAUAUACCAAUCCCUUUUAGUGACGUAAAGAAUGUAUUGGAGGAGAUUCAAUUUGAAGAUGAAACGACGCAAUCACGCUGUCGUGGAUGGCUGGUACUUAAAUCUCGAAAAUAUCUACAGACCGACAUUCUUUUUCCUGGUUGCGAGUUAGACUGCAGGUUCACCAUACGUGAGCGAAGAGGCAAGUCUAGCAAUUUUUGUUUGGUCUUUGUCGUUAUAAAAGACACUUCUCCUCGUUUUAGUUUUCAUUCUUCACGUACUGUCUCCCUCCUUCUCUCCUCUCCCUUCUCACCCAUCCACGACUAAAUUUUCAGUAAAACUUUCGAGUUUAACUAAAUGUGUUUGGCGGUCACGAGUCAUGUUCCAUCAUUUCUGUUGCUUAGUUUCUGUUAAAGAGGAAAGAGCAAUAACGAAUCUUUUUAGUUUCCGUUCAUAUCUGUCUUUUGCAAAUGCUACUUUUAGUUGGACAGGAAAGUCUUCCCCUACCCUGGCUGAAAGAUCCCUUUACCCUAUGGAUACCCAAGUCCAAGAAAGAGCUUUGCUUAACUAUAAACUACUUGCAGCACAGUCCAUGGGAUUUAAAAAUGCAUUGGUUCAAUACAAAUAUUUCAGUAAAAUGGGUUAAUUUUAUUGCUUCCUGUUAACACUUUUAUACAAAAAUUUGUCUUGCUACAGAUCGAACUGCUAUCUGAGGAGACGUACCCGAAAUCGAAGUGAGACGUGCUUUGUCUACAUACCUUUCUCGACUCACUUUGACAGAUAAGGAUACCUUCGGAUUACUUCUUCCAGAUCACGAUUUGCCUGAAGGAUUCCACUUACUCCAUAAGCGAUGUUGCAAGCGAAAAAUGUACAGCACGCGGAAGGAUUCUUUGCCAUACUUUCUCAGGAGAAUUCAUGGUCCAUUGACUUCUUAG
Messenger RNA from Pocillopora meandrina, 4057 nucleotides. The record is from the annotation of a GenBank genome assembly. NCBI's taxonomy places the organism in Eukaryota, Metazoa, Cnidaria, Anthozoa, Scleractinia, Pocilloporidae.